UUGCCUCCUCAGAUGCUGAAUUGACCCCCGAUAACUCACGCCGAACAUCCCCUCCCCCACACGCAGAACAGACAGGCUAGUCGACCGCAAUCAUGCUCUUCUUCAGUUUCUUCAAAACCCUCACCAACCAGACCGUUACCAUCGAGCUGAAAAACGACAUCCGCAUCCGCGGCACCCUCAAAUCCGUCGACCAAUACCUGAACAUCAAGCUCGACAAUGUCGAUGUCCUCGACCUGGACAAGUACCCGCACCUGUCGUCGGUCAAGAACAUGUUCAUUCGGGGUAGUGUGGUGCGCUACGUGAUGUUGCCGCGGUCGGAGGUGGAUAUUGGACUGUUGGAGGAUGCGACGAGGAGGGAAGCUGCGAACCAGGCCGGGAAGGCUAAAUAAGCACGAAGGAUGAGAGAACGGACUUGAGCGACAGUGGGAGGAUUCGAAGCGGAAUUAGGAGGAUCUGGAUGAAUAUCGGACCUCGAGAGGACAUAUCCUCCGGGCUUUAUGCUUUGGCCCCUUUCCCCAAAGGGCGCAUCAUGUUAUGGCACGGUCUACACUUCUUUUUUUACUUUUCUCUUCUUAUAAUUCUAUCAUGAUGUCAUGCUGCAUUGUUUC
Messenger RNA from Aspergillus japonicus CBS 114.51, 608 nucleotides. Its product is annotated as Sm-like protein LSM2. Lineage: Eukaryota; Fungi; Ascomycota; Eurotiomycetes; Eurotiales; Aspergillaceae. Bases 93 to 389 code for a protein of 98 amino acids. The transcript has 3 exons. The record is from RefSeq and is a predicted model, not a curated record. Gene Ontology annotation, molecular function: RNA binding. Gene Ontology annotation, cellular component: U4/U6 x U5 tri-snRNP complex; P-body; U6 snRNP. Gene Ontology annotation, biological process: mRNA splicing, via spliceosome.